AUGUCGGCCUUGGAGGGUGAUGCUGUUAUCAACACAUCAUCAGCUGUGGAUCUUUUCAAACCAUCCAAGCAAGUUUCAAGCACACGGUCCCCACCAAAGUUGCUACAGGGAAUGGCUAUGCAUAAAGCCAUGCAGCAUGUGUACGGCUUACCGGCACAGAAGUCUACUACUACUCCGGCAAGAACAUCAUUGGCAUCAUCAUCAUCACCACCUGCAUCUGUAUCAUUGGCAUCAUCAUCAUCAUCAUCAUCAUCAUCUGCAUUGGCAUCUACAUCAUCCGCAUCAUCAUCAUCUGCAUCGGCAUCAUCAUCAUCCUUAGACGAGCUUUGUGAAGCUCUUAGCAAGCUCGAUAUUUAUGAGCCAGACACGGAUGUACCAGAUGCCCCUCCUGGUACUCCUGAACAUUUACGAGAGAUCGUAGAGAAUGAGGACGCAGGUGCCUCAGAGCAAGCACAAGUCGUUGAAGACAUGCAAGACACAGUUAUGGCAUCACCAUCACCAUCGCCACCAUCAUUGCCAUUGCCAUUGCCACCACCACCACAAGAACCGCCAAUUUUGUAUACCCAAGUGAUGCCACAGCCAACCAUCACCAUCCAUCCGGAGGCCACACCGGAAGUAGUAGUAGCAGCAGUAGUCGCAGCAGCAUCAUCAUCAGCAUCAGCGACAUCAGCAAUACCUGUUGCAUCCAGCACAGGUAGCAGCAAUAACCGAUCACGGUUAGAGAUCCGAAGGUCGGUUAUACGGCCUCGAAGUCGCUACGAGCUUGCACCACCAUCAUCAUUAUUGGAAGAUGACGAUACCCUUGCAGAGAUCUGGGGUACCGAUUUUCUCGGUACCUCAGAUGAAGUAGUCUUCGAUGAAGACGCAUACCUUUCUAUUGCCAUGAGACCACUCUUCAUUACAUUGGUGGCGGAUGACAAGACUAUCAAUUUGGCACGGGUCUCUUCAUUAUAUGGUGGUGGAGCCGAUGCGGAUGACAAGACUAUCAUUUGGCCCAAGUCCUCUCUUCAUUUUAUUGGUGAAGUCGAUGCGGGUGACAAGACUAUCAUUUGA
Lichtheimia ornata is the source of this 1053-nucleotide messenger RNA. RefSeq lists its product as uncharacterized. The record is from RefSeq and is a predicted model, not a curated record. NCBI's taxonomy places the organism in Eukaryota, Fungi, Mucoromycota, Mucoromycetes, Mucorales, Lichtheimiaceae. Bases 1 to 1053 code for a protein of 350 amino acids. The transcript is spliced from 6 exons.